Molecule: messenger RNA, 549 nt
Organism: Anisakis simplex (herring worm)
Lineage: Eukaryota; Metazoa; Nematoda; Chromadorea; Rhabditida; Anisakidae
Source: the annotation of a GenBank genome assembly
AUGGAGCUCAACUCAUCCGCCGUUAUUUUGACGUUCCGUCGUCGUAUGUUAUCUUUCAAGAAUGCACAAGAGUCAAGUAAAUUUGGACCAUUUUCAGAUCAGAUGGAUCCUUCAUCUGGAGGUAUUGCCUCAUCGGAACAAAGUAUGCUUCUUGGAAGUCACGAUCUCCUGGCCGAGUACGAUAUGAGUUCGGCGUACCAUCGUUUCUGCGGAUCGAAGAAGAUGCGUGAAGAUUUGAAUUCAUUUCUACCACAUCUCGUCGGAAAUUUUAAUUUUGAUUCAUCACUCGAAUUUAGAUAUUUCGAUAAACACGCCGAUGAUCAUUUGGAUAAUGGUGCGAAUUUGGAUGAGAAUGGCGAUGAGAGUAAACGACGAAAGAAAUUCAAACGUAGUCUUGAUGAUUUAGAUGAUUUGGAUAUGGAACGAAAGUAUAAACGGCAUCGCGGUGAUGAUAAAGACAAAAGGCAGAAGAAGAAAAAGAAAGAUAAGAAGAAAAAGAAGGAUCAAAAAGAGGACGAUCCAAACAAAAAGGCGAAAAAAAUGUUCUGA